Messenger RNA from Fulvia fulva, 1290 nucleotides. Its product is annotated as putative tubulin--tyrosine ligase. The transcript has a single exon. Gene Ontology annotation, biological process: protein modification process. The coding region runs from base 1 to 1290 and encodes 429 amino acids. Gene Ontology annotation, cellular component: P-body. The record is from RefSeq and is a predicted model, not a curated record. Lineage: Eukaryota; Fungi; Ascomycota; Dothideomycetes; Mycosphaerellales; Mycosphaerellaceae.
AUGGCAGACCACACGAUACAUGCCAUCAUCGACUACGAGGAUGCCUAUGUCCAGCCGUUACUACUAUCUGCUAUUCGGGCAAGACUACCAGCAGAGCUGCUGAUUCUCAUCAAGGAUCUCUCACAGCUGCCAUCCCCGGCUGACAGACUCUUGCAAUGGCGGCAAUACGAAAGCAUAGACUUCGACCACCUCAUUGAGAACUCUACAACAAGUCUGGCGAAUAGCUAUGUGAUCAGGAAGGCUCUUAUCAGGAAGCACUACUUGUCAACGACAAUUUCGCAUUGGCUGACUAAGCAUGCCAACAGCUUGCUGAAAGAUCACGUCAAGCCCAGUGUCGAGUUCGAAGUGGAUUAUGCGGAGUUUCUGGAUGAUGCCUUAGUCGAGGCCUUCGAGUUGAAGGAGAGUUGGACUAGGAAUGAAGCUCUCGACGAAGACUCCGACCAGAGGGAAUGGUGGAUACUGAAACCUGGCAUGAGUGACCGCGGUCAAGGGAUCAGACUCUUCAGUUCUGAGGAAGAACUCCAAACCAUCUUCGAGGAAUGGGAUCCACCAUCCGACGAUGAAGACGACGAUGCUACCUCUCAGCAAGACAUGAACCCCUCCACGACUGACAAAGACGAAGGCAACGGCGUAAUAACCUCCCAACUCCGCCACUUCGUCGCACAACCCUACAUCUCCAACCCUCUCCUCUUACCACAACCCCACCCCUCAGCAGGUCGAAAGUUCCACAUCCGCACCUACGUCCUCGCCGUAGGCGCGCUGCAAGUCUACGUAAGCAAACCAAUGCUCGCCCUCUUCGCCGGACAACCCUACACCCUUCCAUCCUCAGUCUCAGCACCAAACGACGACCUCUCAGCACAUUUGACAAAUACAUGUCUCCAAACCGGCGAGCGCGAAGGCAGUGUCCACGCCUUCUGGUCCCUUCCCUCUCAUAUCGAAGGCAUCGACAGCAAAGACUGGCGAGAAGACGUCUUCCAACAAAUCUGCUCCAUCACCGGCGAAGUCUUCGAAGCUGCUGCGAGGAGUAUGGGGAUCCAUUUCCAGCCUUUGCCAAAUGCGUUUGAGAUUUUUGGGCUGGAUUUCAUGGUUGAUGCGAAAGGGACAACGUGGAUGCUUGAAGUGAAUGCGUUUCCGGACUUUGCGCAGACGGGUGGGGAGUUGAAGGAUUUGGUGCUGGAUCUGAUGGGGGAUGUGGUGGAGGUGGGCGUGAAGCCGUUUUUUGGGGUGGAGGGGGAUGUUUCUACGACGAAGAUGGAGAGGGUUUUGGAUAUUGACCUUGGGAGGCGAUGA